Messenger RNA from Triticum urartu, 1294 nucleotides. NCBI's taxonomy places the organism in Eukaryota, Viridiplantae, Streptophyta, Magnoliopsida, Poales, Poaceae. The record is from RefSeq and is a predicted model, not a curated record.
AUGUUGGAUUACGCCUCCGAAAACAUCGACGACAUGGACAACAAUGCCGGAGACGAACAAGGCCAAGACCUGCCGUUUACCGGACGUUGGACGGCCACCUCCACACAUGGCAUGUAUAUGGUGGACACACCCAAAGAGGAUGACGACGACGACAGGAAGGAUCGGGUUGAGGACAAGCCUGCUGAAGCACCUCCAAAGCGUCGAUCUAAAAAAGCAAUUAUAAUCGUCGGCCCAACCAGAUCUUCCCCAAAUCGAACCCUAGUCCACAAUCCACAUAGCCUCCUGCUCCUCCGCCGCCCCCCUUCUCCUCUGCUGCCUCCGUCCGCCGACCUAGGUGACCCCAUCGCUGUCGAUGGCGCCCGAUGCGGCGAGGUCGACGCCGCCUCCCUCUCCCGCUCCAGACCCCACGGAGGGAAGGGAGCCUCCUUCAUCGUGCUGCGAGCGUGGCGACGACAAGCACUAGAGGGAGCCGUGCUUUUUGCCUCCUCUGCCGUCUCAGGGUCGUCGUGCCACCACCAGGCUGCGGCGCUCCUACUCUCCGCCGCCCUCUACGCUGACGAGCAAGGCCGGGAUCCCCAUCACGGCAUCCUCCACUCCGAUGGCAGGAGCGGUGCUCCUCACUGUGCUGGUACACCAUGCUGCUCAGAUCCGUCACGGUGGACUCGAUACAGCCUUCCUCCAGAUGUUUUUGGUUUCUUACGAUUUUGUUGGCUGCUCAGAUGGGACGAGGCUGUUAGACUUUUUGGGCAAGAAGGAAGUAGAAUGAGGCGCACUCUUAGGAAUCCUCUGUCCUAAGAAAGAACAUGGAAAGCGCACUCUUGGGAAAAAGAAGGAAACUACAAUCUAGCAAAUGAAUAAAGAAACAGAAGCUUGCUCACAAAAUUUCGCAUAAGUGGUUGGCAUCAUCACUAGAAGAUCUUCACAGUAACAACACAAUCAUGUGAGGGGAGGUUAGUCUGAUCUUCAGAGCAUUGCAAGUUUGGUGACUCUUCUGCUGGAGACAUGUGGCCCUCUUCGAGUAAUGCAGAUUCACAGGAUUGUGCUGAGUCUGGUAUUCAAAAGACAUCCCAUGAAUAUGGUAAUGUACUAAUGUCAUCCAACAAACGGCUGAGCAGAAAAUGUGAUAAUGCCAUUGUCUUAUUGGACAUGGUUGUAUUUAUGAGUCAAGCUCAAACAGUUGGUGUAACUUAGUUGUAAAUUAUGUUUAUUGAUGUGGUUGGAUGCUACUGAACAAAUGUAUGUAUGUUGAAAUGUUGAAAUUUUAGUAUGAAAGUGUUUGAGGUCUGCUAUUGAA